Messenger RNA from Dimorphilus gyrociliatus, 1121 nucleotides. The record is from the annotation of a GenBank genome assembly. NCBI's taxonomy places the organism in Eukaryota, Metazoa, Annelida, Polychaeta, Dinophilidae.
GUGAAGUCGGACUGUUUACGGCGUGAAAUAUGAGCCCUUUGUACACGUCGGAAUCUUUGAUAGUUGAUUGAUGUUUUAUUUUAGCUAUUCUAGUCGUCUGGCGCGUAAACUUUUGCAGCGCUUCACCACUCGACCUUAAUUAAAGUUUAUUUUAAAAGAUGGAUCCGUUCGAAUUGGAGGUGUCCUGUUACUGCGUUGUAAGACCGUCUAAAAGGAAAUCGGAGGAGAUUGUUGACAAUACAAAGCGAUUUAGAAAGGAUUAUAUCUCCGAUCCAGAGGAUUAUCAUUGGAAGAAGACCAACUAUCCAAUGAGUCAAAACUCAACACCAAGACAUGCAAAAAGACGACCAAAAAAUGGUGUACCGAAAUUAGAAUAUCUGACAGAAUCGGAGACUUCAAUGGCGAAAAAUUCCUGUAGUGUGCCUCGUAUGCCGCCUCUCUAUCAAAAUGGGUCAUCUCUUUCUUACGAAUCCCCAAAGGACCCAUGGCUACCUAAUAAACUUCCUUCCGUUGUAGAAUUUACGGGAUCCCGUUGUUCCAGUCGUCUAACUGAUUAUUCAGCUAAAACGAAUAAGCGUCCCUUAUCGUUAUCGCCCACAACUGAAGGAGUUGAUCUGAAUGCUUUAAUACGUUUUUCUCCGAAAUCUUUAAGAGCCUCGAGCUCGUCAACGCCCUCGGCCGAAUUCGGUCAUUUGUCGGCAAGGAAUAGUUUAUCAAGCGCUGAAAGUAGACAGUCGUUUUACCCACCGGAGAGCGUUCAAUCUAAUACGAUUGUGGUUAAAUCCAAUUGGAAUUUGGAAGAAUUAGGUAAAACUGAAAAGUUCGAUUGCGAAUGGAUAGAUUGCGAUAAAGAGUUUGGUGAAAGGGAAGAAUUGGUCAGACAUAUCGAGAAAAAUCAUAUAGACCAAAGGAAGGGGGAGGAUUUCACCUGCUUUUGGAAAGGUUGUCCCAGGAGGCAAAAACCGUUCAACGCACGUUAUAAAUUACUGAUUCAUAUGCGAACUCAUUCUGGUGAAAAGCCUAACAAGUGCACUCCUAAUAUCCAUUAUGUAAUUGAUGACACGACACUCUUAUAUUCUACACGAUUAAAGUAUUAUAAAAGAUCUAUACCAGAUCAAUAA